Messenger RNA from Symsagittifera roscoffensis, 2436 nucleotides. RefSeq names its product short/branched chain specific acyl-CoA dehydrogenase, mitochondrial-like. The record is from RefSeq and is a predicted model, not a curated record. The transcript has 6 exons. Gene Ontology annotation, molecular function: acyl-CoA dehydrogenase activity; flavin adenine dinucleotide binding. Bases 16 to 1293 code for a protein of 425 amino acids. Lineage: Eukaryota; Metazoa; Xenacoelomorpha; Acoela; Convolutidae. Gene Ontology annotation, cellular component: mitochondrion.
UUAGUUUUUAAUGAAAUGUUUGUUUCGGCGGGAACUAGGAUUGCCCAAAAAAGCUUCAGUUGCUUGGCCAAGGCAUCAAAUUUUUGUUCUUUGAGACUUUUAUCAAACGCAAAUACAAGGGACAUCAAUGAUAUGGAAUUCAGCUUCGCUCCUCUGACCUCGAUAUCCGAAGAUGAAAAAUCUAUUCAAGAGGCCGUAGAGAAAUUUGCUAAUGAAAGAUUGAAGCCUUUAGUGAGAAAAAUGGACGAGAACGCAAACAUGGACCAAGGACUGAUUGAUGAACUGUUUGCAAAUGGCUUUAUGGGAAUUGAAGUUCCCGUUAAUUAUGGCGGUGUAGGCUCCAGCUUUUUCUCUUCUAUUCUUGCCGUGGAAGAAGUGGCGAGAGUGGACCCUUCGGUCGCAAUUCUCGUUGAUAUUCACAACACGCUAAUAACGACAGUGAUAAUGCAACAUGGCAACGAGGAGCAGAAAAAAUACUGGCUCCCCAAGUUGGUCUCAGAUACCGUCGGAUCUUUUUGUCUGUCAGAGGCGACAUCGGGCAGUGAUGCGUUUGCAAUGAAGACUGUUGCAAAACCAGACGGAAAGGGAAAUUAUGUAAUAAACGGAACAAAAUUGUGGAUCAGUAAUUCGGAGCAGGCAGGACUGUUUGUCGUGUUCGCCAACACAGACCCCUCUAAGGGUUACAAGGGCAUCACCGCCUUCCUCGUCCCCCGCGACACUCCCGGUUUGACAAUUGGGAAGAAGGAGGACAAAAUGUGCAUCCGGGCAUCCUCCACUUGUCCUCUUCAUUUCGAAAACGUCAUGGUAUCAGGAGACCAAGUGCUGGGUGAAGUGGGUCAAGGCUAUCGCUACUGCAUUGAUAUUCUAAACGAAGGCAGAAUAGGCAUCGGGGCCCAAAUGAUAGGGUUGUGCAGAGGAGCACUGGACUGUACAGUACCCUACCUACAUGAGAGAAUACAAUUCGGACAGCCAAUUUGGAACUUCCAGGCCAUGCAGCACCAAGUGGCAGAGAUGGCGACUAAGCUGGAGGCGGCUAAACUGCUCACUUACAAUGCCGCCAGGCUGAAAGAGAGUGGCUUAGACUGUGUGAAGGAGGCGGCCAUGGCCAAGUACUACACUGCAGAAGUUGCGGGACAACUUACGAGCAAGUGCAUUGAAUGGAUGGGCGGAGUGGGCAUUACGAAGGACUACGCAAUAGAAAAGUUCUACAGGGACUCCAAAAUCGGUGCAAUAUACGAGGGCACGGCCAACAUACAACUCAACACCAUCGCUAAAUUCAUGACCAAAUGGUAGUUCACAUAUACGGAGACAAAGUCAGUCAUAUCUUUGCGGGACCUUGAACUUCUUGGAGAGAUUAAACUCAUUAACAGUGACUCUAAGAGAGUUCUACUUUGCAAUAAAUUUUAAUUAUGACGAUGCUGAUUUCAAUGUCAAGAAUGGUGGUAUUUCUUUGUUGAUUCCGUAUUCGAUUAUUUAAAUCAUGAAGCAGCGCAACCUUAUAUUAUGUUUGGAUUGCUUAAUUUGUGGAGUUUGAUCGAAAUUUGAAGUUUCCGAUCUAAUUAUGUGUACUGAUUUUUUUUGUAGAAUUUAGUUUAUUGGUAAUUUGAAUAUCUAUUUAUUGAUCAAUAUAUCGAAAGUAUAGAUGCAGCGAUGUCAUAAAACUAGCUCUAUAUCUCGAUCCUUCUUUCUUUAUUAGUGGUUAUGCAAAACUAAUAGAUCUUAGAGAAUAGUGUUUAGCUUAGCAUUGAGGGAAUAUUUGCAUUCGAUCAUUCAAAAAAGAAAUAGUUAAUUAUUUAUAGAAAGCGCGUGAAAUCAUCUGCUUCUUGAAAAAAAUUGUUUUCCCAUUUUGUUUUCAAGAUUCAGUGCAGUGCUGUAAAUAAAAUGUUUAGUUCAAUAUUGAGUUGAUAACGGUUCUUAAUAGCAGUUUUCCUGAUUGUUAUGAGGUAAGUGAAUACCUAGGAAAUAAGACAUCUGGAAAGUACAUUUUUAGACUUUGCCGUCGAUUGUUGACGUUAGUUUUUUUCCUUCAUGAUUCAAUUGCUUUCGUUGUUUUUAGUGCACGUUUAUCCUUCUUUUUUGUUCUAAAAAAAUCGAAAACCUGAUUUUUGCAUAUUUAUAUUUUUGUAUCUUUAUAUUGUCUUAUCGAAAACCCAACAAAUAUAUAUCUUGUCAUGCUUUUGAAGUUGCCUGGCUUUCUGAUCAAAAUCAAAGAAUUGAUCUCGAAAAUUGAGUUGGAAUAUGUAGAAAUGUCUUUACGCUUGCAAUCGACACGAGUUAUCAAGUCGGAAAAUAAAUUUUUUUUUGGUGUUAUUUUGUGUCAUAUAUUAAAUUUGCAUGAGUGUAGUGCGUGUAUUAAAUUUGAGAGCUAUAAUGCACAAUAUAGUCAUUUCAUUUUCAAACAACUUUACAUGCUACUAGGAUAGUUUUUGUAAAUAC